CACAAACCGAUAGCCACUCCACUGCCUUUCACAGAGGUGAGAGAGGGUGAUGUUUCUGAGUUUUCAAAAUUUCAAUGGGGAGAGAGAAUUUUUUAAAAUCUAACUAAUUCAUAAAGAAAGUCCAUACAAUAUAAAGCUCCUAUUGCUACGAACCCAAUUUUACUGAAAUUUAGAGUAACAAGAACCACUGAUUUGUGCCUUUUAAGGAAGAGUUAGGAGUCAGUGAAUGGAUUAUUCAAACUAAUUGCCAAAUAACCAACAUAUGUGCCAUGCAGAGGUUUCCUACAGGUUUCUCAGGAAGAAAAACAACUUGUAUAAUGCUGUUUUCUGUCUUCUCUGCAGCCCUGGGAUUCAUGAACAAUUCAGUGAAAAGCACUGUGACUGAGUUUGUCCUCCUAGGCUUCCCUGGUGGCCAGGAGAUGCAAAUUUCCCUCUUCUCACUGUUCUUUGGGGUCUAUAUACUUACCAUGAUGGGAAAUGGCACCAUUGUCUGUGCUGUGAGGUGGGACCAACGACUCCACACUCCAAUGUAUAUUCUGCUGGGGAACUUUGCUUUCCUUGAAAUCUGGUACAUUACCUCCACUGUGCCCAGUAUGCUGGCCAAUUUCUUCUCAGAGACAAAAACCAUCUCCUUUGCUGGCUGUUUUCUCCAGUUCUAUUUUUUUACCUCCCUUGCUACAACUGAAACAUAUCUCCUCUGUGUCAUGGCAUAUGAUCGGUACCUUGCCAUCUGCCACCCAUUGCACUACCCAACCAUCAUGACCCUACGACUCUGCUAUAUCUUGAUAUUUCUCUGCUGGGUGUUUGGGUUCCUCAGUUACUCAGUCUCCACAGUGCAACUCACCCAAUUAUCUUUCUGUGGGCCCAAUAUAAUUGAUCACUUUAUGUGUGACAUGGACCCACUGAUGUCUCUGUCCUGUGCUCCAGCUCCUAUCACUGAGAUUGUCUUCUAUAUCCUGAGCUCCCUGAAUAUCAUCCUCACCCUUCUAUACAUCCUUGGCUCUUAUACCCUUUUACUGAUAGCUGUGUUAAAAGUCCCUUCAGCAGCUGGCCGGCAAAAAGCCUUUUCUACCUGUGGAUCGCAUCUGACAGUGGUGUGUUUAUUCUUUGGGGGUCUCUUGGCAAUGUAUGUGAGUCCCACAUCUGAAAACCCAGCUGAACUUCAGAAGAUUAUUACUUUGUUCUAUUCUGUGGUCACUCCCUUCUUAAAUCCUCUGAUUUACAGCUUACGAAACAAGGGAAUGAAGGCUGCAUUGAAGAAAGUCUUAAGGAUAGAAGCAGCAUAAAGAAAUCUACAUGAGACCAAGCAGACAACUGUCCACACAUAAGGGAUCACUUAAGAAAGAUUUGAUUUCAGCUGCCAA
This is a messenger RNA of Loxodonta africana (African savanna elephant), 1364 nucleotides long. Its product is annotated as olfactory receptor 11H7-like. The record is from RefSeq and is a predicted model, not a curated record. Gene Ontology annotation, molecular function: olfactory receptor activity; G protein-coupled receptor activity. The transcript has a single exon. NCBI's taxonomy places the organism in Eukaryota, Metazoa, Chordata, Mammalia, Proboscidea, Elephantidae. Gene Ontology annotation, biological process: G protein-coupled receptor signaling pathway. The coding region runs from base 270 to 1286 and encodes 338 amino acids. Gene Ontology annotation, cellular component: membrane.